UGACAGUAGUGCCGGCAUUAUCUCCCCCGUCUUGACCGCCCUCGACGGCACGUUGAGCUGGACCUCCUCUCAUCUCAUCUCAUCUCAUCUCAUCUCAGCAUCAAUUGUGUCCUUGUAUUUCGACUAGUAUUCUAGUAUUUCACUCCUUUUCAUUUAUACUCCUCUUCUAUAUCUCUGUAUUCUACGUGUUUGAUUAAAUCCCUGCCCGUCCCCCCGCUUGACGACACCUGGCCAGAGACGCGCCGCCGAAGACCAUGUUUGCGCAAUGAUUCCUGACUGAGUCAACUGUCCCUACAUCGUCCUUCUGCUUCCUUGGCGUUUUUUUUUUUUUUUUUUUGUUUUUCUUUUCUUUUUUUCUUAAAACGAUGCUGGCGCCCAAGUGGACCACGACAUGCUGGAUCCCUUGGGCCAUUCUGGUGUCGGUCUGGGUCCAGCGAACUAUCGGUGAGGGCCAACAAUCGCACCACCCCCCGCCCGUCUGUCUCUCCAGGCACGCGAGAGAGGUUCACCAUGGUCUCAUUCAAUGGCCGAUGUGCAUUGAAACUCGGUGGGAGAGAAAGUCCACUGGCAGCACACGGACUUUCACAUCGCUAGAUGCGAAACGAAUGACAAGUAGCGACAACCCCAGUCCUGUCACCGUAUCCGUUGAGAUCGCUGCUACCCCCCCCUCAUCACGGCCGCCGCGGCCGCCUGAACGAGACCCGGAGAUGGAUGCCGAUUCAGAUUCGCCGCUAGAUAAUGCGAAUUUCCUUUCCUUUGAGGACUGGAGAAAACAGAAUCUUGCCAAGGCUGGUCAGUCGGCGGAGAAUGUCGGAGGAAACCGGCGGGCUGGCACCGCGGGAAAAGACCGUCAUCGACCCACGGGGAUCAAUAACGCGCUGGACUCCCUCGGUGAAGAUGCAGAGAUCGAACUCGACUUUGGUGGCUUUGGUGCCGACCCUUCGGAGCCUGCGACGUCGGCGACAUCCUGGAGAACCAAGGUUCUGCCAGCAGGCGGCGGCGGAACGCAUCUCCCGACCGAUGCAGGUCGCAGUGGCGGCAUGGAUGCCUCUGGCCAGGGUCUUCCUCAUACAGGAGGCCCGCGCUCCAAGGAUGCUGGGACGACGUGCAAAGAGCGAUUUAAUUACGCGUCGUUUGACUGUGCCGCCACGGUGCUGAAGACGAAUCCCGAAGCGAAGGGGUCGUCGUCGGUUCUGAUUGAAAACAAAGAUAGCUAUAUGCUGAACGAGUGCCGUGCCCGGAACAAGUUCCUCAUUCUGGAAUUGUGCGAUGAUAUCCUGGUGGACACCGUCGUGCUCGCCAACUAUGAGUUCUUCAGUUCCAUCUUUCAUACCUUCCGGGUCAGCGUGGCGGAUCGGUAUCCGGCCAAGCCUGACCAGUGGAAGGAGCUAGGAAUCUACGAGGCGAGGAAUACUCGCGAGAUACAAGCGUUUGCUGUGGAGAAUCCGCUCAUCUGGGCGCGCUAUCUACGCAUUGAGUUUCUGACGCACUAUGGCCAUGAGUUCUACUGCCCUCUGAGCCUCAUUCGGGUGCACGGCACCACCAUGCUGGAGGAGUAUAAACACGAUGGAGAUGCCGGCCGGGUUGAGGAGGAGGUUGCUCAUGCGGUCGAGGAGGUUCAGGAUUCCAGCCUCGUUGACCAAAAUACUCGGCCCUUGGAAUCUACCGAAUUUACUACCAGUGGAUUGGAGGGGGCAAACUUGGUGCCGGAGACUUGCCCCCAUUUUGGAACGGCCAUAGAGCUUACGCUGCGGGGGCUGAGAAACCCCAGUAUAUGUUAUGUGUGGGAGAUUCCCGCGCAAGCCACUGGGCCCGACGCUUCCUGUGUGUCGGGUCAACCAGUGCCGAGCGCGGCCACCACGCCUUCGAGUGGUGAGACCUCAGGCGUUGUUGGCGGCAGCGGAAACGGUUCCCCCCACGACGUCCGAGACGCUCGGUCGCCGGGCUCGGCGAGUGCGCAGGUUCAGGCUUCGGCAGAAUCGUCGUUCUCCACAACCACUGUAUCCGAUGCAGCUCCGCACGACGCACCUUCGGAAACAGACCCUCGGUCUGGCAGCGGCUCUCGAGAUGAACCCGGUGGUGGCGCAGGGGAAUCUAUGCUCCGAGCCACCAACACGCAGCCCCCCUCGGCGAACCCUACUACGCAAGAAUCGUUCUUUAAAUCUGUGAAUAAGCGACUUCAAAUGCUGGAGACCAGCUCGAGUUUGUCGCUGCAGUACAUUGAAGAGCAAUCGCGGAUCCUCCGCGAUGCGUUCAACAAGGUCGAAAAACGCCAGGUUUCCAAGACCUCUACGUUUCUGGAGACGCUGAACGUGACGGUCCUGAAUGAGCUGAAGCAGUUCCGCGAUCAAUACGACCAGGUGUGGAAGAGUGUGACACUGGAGUUUGAGCAUCAACGGAUCCAGUACCACCAGGAGAUUUACUCGCUGAGCGCGCAGCUGGGCGUGGUUGCGGAUGAGUUGGUGUUUCAGAAGCGAGUGGCGGUGAUCCAGAGCAUUGUGGUACUUUUCUGUUUUGCGCUGAUGCUGUUUACCCGUAGCGCGGCGAGUGGCUACAUUGAGCUCCCGAGCGUGCAGAAUAUGGUCUCCCGCUCGUACAGUCUCCGGCCAUCUUCCCCCCUGUUUGGAUCAUCUCCUCCAGGCAGUCCCGGGUCGACGAGAUCAUCCCCACGAAGGGCGUUGCCAACCCGUUGGGAGAUUCCCCAUCGGGCCCGGAAGCCGCGCCCUUAUUAAUACGAUCCAACAGUAGUCCUCCUGAGCUGAUCCGGGGGGAGGAAGGGUAUGGAGGGCGGGAGCGGUGUAUGGAGCUGGAGUCGGACCGGGAAUCGGAAUGUUCACAGGUGGAGGAGAGAAUGAAGGCAUCUCGUAGCCCGGAUAGCACACGGGAGAAUUGUAACUAAUGAGACUAAUGACGAUGACGAUGACGAUGAUGAUGAAUAUUCCUG
Messenger RNA from Aspergillus ochraceoroseus IBT 24754, 2944 nucleotides. RefSeq names its product Sad1/UNC domain protein. The transcript has 3 exons. Gene Ontology annotation, cellular component: membrane; cytoplasm. The record is from RefSeq and is a predicted model, not a curated record. Lineage: Eukaryota; Fungi; Ascomycota; Eurotiomycetes; Eurotiales; Aspergillaceae. Gene Ontology annotation, biological process: protein folding in endoplasmic reticulum. The coding region runs from base 366 to 2732 and encodes 788 amino acids.